Messenger RNA from Camellia sinensis, 3293 nucleotides. Lineage: Eukaryota; Viridiplantae; Streptophyta; Magnoliopsida; Ericales; Theaceae. The record is from RefSeq and is a predicted model, not a curated record.
AUGGAAGCUAGAUUUGGAAGAAAGGCUCAUCAUUUCUAUGGUCCAGUGAUGUCUGAUUUGAAGGCAGUUGGGAAGAAGAGUAUGGAAUGGGAUUUGAAUGAUUGGAAAUGGGAUGGUGAUCUGUUUACUGCUACUCCACUUAAUUCUGUACCGUCGGAUUGCAGGAGUAAACAGUUAUUUCCAGAUGGGUCUGAGAUUCCAACCAAUACAGGUUUGUCCAACAGUUCAUCAUCUUGUUCGGAUGAAAUCAAUUUGGGAAAUGACAAGGGAAAGAGGGAAUUGGAGAAGCGGAGGAGGGUGGCUGUUGUUGAGGAUGAAGAGUUGAAUGAUGGUGGUGGGUCCCUUAAUUUGAAGCUCGGUGGGCAAGUGUACUCUAUCACAGAAGCCGAGAUGGAAAAAUGGGAGGGGAAGAGUGGGAAGAAGAGCAAAGUUGCUGCUGCAGCUACCUCGAACCGUGCAGUAUGCCAAGUGGACGAUUGUCGAUCUGAUUUGACUAAUGCCAAAGAUUAUCACCGAAGGCACAAGGUUUGUGAUAUGCAUUCCAAGGCCAGUAAAGCAUUGGUGGGAAAUGUUAUGCAGCGGUUCUGUCAGCAGUGUAGCAGGUUUCAUGUUCUUCAAGAGUUUGAUGAAGGAAAGAGAAGUUGUCGUAGGCGUUUGGCAGGCCACAAUAAAAGGAGGAGAAAGACCCACCCCGAAAACGUUGUUAAUGGAGGCUCCUUGAAUGAUGAACAUGGUAGUAGCUAUCUAUUGGUUAGUCUUCUGAGGAUACUUGCCAAUACACAUACCAAUAGCACAGAUCAAACAAAGGAUCAGGAUCUGCUGUCUCAUCUAUUGAGAAACCUUGCUAAUCUUGCUGGAUCAAUUAAUGGGAAUAACAUAUCUGGAUUACUGCCUGGUUCUCAAAAUUUGCAAAAUGCUGGGACAUCUCUUGGAACUCCGGAAAAGGUUUCAAAUCUGAUUUCAAACAGUCCCAAACAUCCCUCUAUUUUCGGUUCAACUUCUAACACAGAUGAUUUCAUUGAUAUUCAGGAUCCUCCGAAGCUUAAUGGACAAUGCACAACUGUAUCUGUAUUGGAAGGCAUAGAGAAGAGAACUUUUUCUGAUGAUCCUCUGGGUGGAACUCUUCAAACUCCAUCUACUAUUCUGUGUCCUACAAGAGACAGUAUUCCAGCUAUAGCUAGUGGCCCAGAGACUGCAGCGGGAAGGAUGAAAUUGAAUGAUAUUGACUUGAAUAAUGUUUACGAUGAUUCUCAAGACUGUGCAGAAAACCUGGAUAGUUACCAUGCUCCUGUAAAUCCAGGAACAGGGUCUCUUGAUUGCACCGUAUGGGGACAUCAACACUGUCAGAAGUCAAGCCCACCUCAGACUAGUGGGAAUUCAGGUUCCAUGUCCACCCUGUCUCCAUCUAGUUCCAGUGGGGAGACUCAGAGUCGCACAGAUCGAAUUGUUUUCAAACUCUUUGGGAAAGAUCCAAGUGAUUUUCCUCUUGUCUUGCGGAAACAGAUCCUUGACUGGUUAUCCCACAGUCCUACUGACAUUGAAAGCUACAUAAGACCUGGCUGUAUCAUAUUAACUAUCUAUCUUCGAUUAGGGAAAUCCACAUGGGAUGAGCUUUGCUGUGAUCUGAACUCCAGUUUGACUAGUCUUCUUGACGCAUCAAAUGAUUCUUUUUGGAGAACGGGAUGGGUGUAUGCUAGGGUGCAGCAUCGUGUAGCAUUUACUUACAAUGGUCAGGUUGUUUUAGACACACUGUUACCUCGUAAAAGCCAUAAAAAUUGCAGGAUUUCAAGCAUCAAACCUAUUGCAGUUUCAAUCUCCGAGAGGGCUCAAUUUUUAGUUGAAGGCUUCAACCUGUAUCAAUCAACCACAAGGCUACUCUGUGCACUAGAAGGGAAGUAUCUGGUGCAGGAAAGUUGUUCUGACAUGAUGGAGGGAGGUAAUACUUCCAUUGAUCAUGAUGAGAUCCAAUGCCUAAGCUUUUCUUGCUCUAUACCAAAUGUUACUGGGAGAGGAUUCAUCGAGGUUGAGGACCAUGGUCUCAGCAGCAGCUUCUUUCCAUUUAUAGUCGCAGAGCAUGAUGUAUGUUCUGAGAUCUGUAUGCUGGAGAGUGAAAUAGGGGUGGCUGAGAUUGCUGAUGACAUUCAAGCAGAAUCCGAACAAAUGAAUGCCAGGAAUAAUGCACUGGAUUUUAUCCAUGAAAUGGGUUGGCUUCUCCACAGAUGCCAGUUGCAGUUCAGAUUGGGUUCUGCGGAUCCCAAUUUGGAUCUAUUUCCUUUCAAACGGUUCAGGUGGCUCAUGGAGUUCUCCCUUGAGCACAACUGGUGUGCUGUAGUUAAGAAACUUUUGGGCAUUUCAUUCAACGGAACUGUUGAUGCAGGAGAUCAUUCUUCCAUUGAACUUGCAUUGCUGGAGAUGGCUCUCCUCCACAGAGCAGUGCACAAAAAUUGCAGAUCUAUGGUAGAGAUGCUUUUGAGAUAUGUACCCGAUGGAGUUUUGGAUAAACCAGACUCUGAACAGAAGCAGCAUGUGUACAGCAGCUCUAACUUCUUAUUUAAACCAGAUGCCAUUGGCCCAGGGGGUCUGACUCCUCUUCACAUAGCAGCUAGUAGAGAUGGGUCUGAGAAUGUAUUGGAUGCUUUAACUGAUGAUCCUGGAUUGGUGGGAAUUAAUGCAUGGAAGGGGACUCAUGACAGUACAGGAUUGACACCGAAUGAUUAUGCAUGCCUGAGAGGGUACUAUUCCUACAUCAAUCUAGUGCAGAAGAAAAUCAACAAGAAAAAAUCAGGAAAUGAGCACGUAGUGCUUGACAUCCCCGGUGCACUCUUAGCACACAACAUCAAGCAGAAACUAAUGAAUGGGCAUAGGUCGGCAAAGGUUGCUAGCCUUCAUACCGAGAACGGUGAAAUGAAGCCAAUUCAGCGACACUGCAAACUAUGCGAACAGAAAAUGGCAUAUCGCAACCCGAGAGCCUCACUGGCUAUCUACAAGCCGGCAAUGCUUUCAAUGGUGGCCAUCGCUGCUGUCUGCGUAUGCGUUGCUCUGCUCUUCAAGAGCUCACCAGAAGUUCAUUGUGUGUUCCAACCCUUCAGAUGGGAACUUUUGAAGUAUGGGUCAAGCUAAAGAUAGGAAUAGGUUUGCAGUUUCGUCAGUUGUCUGUUGAAUGAUUAUGAUUUGUUUUUGUAUUUUUUUUUUUAUAAUUAUAUUAAUGAGAUAAAUGUAGUAGUAAGUACUGGUGACUUGUAUGGAGAUCUAUCUUUCAGUAGGAAAUGAUUAUGUAUAUCUAUUUUACACCC